Molecule: messenger RNA, 1379 nt
Organism: Haliotis rufescens (red abalone)
Lineage: Eukaryota; Metazoa; Mollusca; Gastropoda; Lepetellida; Haliotidae
Product: extracellular superoxide dismutase [Cu-Zn]-like
Exons: 6
Coding region: 192-1256 (354 amino acids)
Biological process (GO): removal of superoxide radicals
Molecular function (GO): superoxide dismutase activity; copper ion binding
Source: RefSeq, a predicted model, not a curated record
AGACUCGGUGGUGGACGUUUGCUGACACGGGGUGUUUUGUUCUUCAUUUGACCUGACCAUAAAGGCUAGCUAGUCAGUGUCAUAGGACAGUGUGGUGUGCUGACCAACGCAUCUGGCACAUAAACAACUGCUUGGAGACAUUCUUGAUCGAGCUUUGGGUUUUGAUUUUGGAAAAUAUUGUCUUGUGCAAUAUGUGGAAGUUGUUUGUUAUUCUCAGUGUAGUGGUGUUCCUAGGGGUGAUGAUGGAGACUGAUGCAAAGAACACAAAAAGAAGGAUGCUCCAGAAACCGGAAUCUGGUGAUGCAGCAGCACUUCAGUCACUAAAGAAGAACAUCUCCAGUCUGUGGACAGAAAUGCACAAGAAACUGGAAUCACGUGUAAUGGUCCACGUGCACGGAAUGGGGGAUGACCAUGCAGAAACGCAUGCAGGUCAGGAUGGGACGCACGUGCAUAUACAUCUGCAUAUGGACGACCAUCAUGGUGGUCAUGACGACCAUUACGAGGACGACUGUGACGAGGAGUAUCACCAUGGUAGCCACGAAAGUCAUGAAGAAAGCGACGAAAGUCAUGCUCAUAACGACAGCCACGAAGGUCAUGAUCACCAUGGUAGCCACGAAGGUCAUGAAGGUCAUGGUCAUCAUGGUAGCCACGAAGGUCAUGGUCAUCGUGACCAUCACAGGGGAUGUCGGGGAAGAAAACGAAACGCCUAUAUAUAUGGUCGAUGUAACAUGGCUAUGGGCAAUGAACCUUCUAAAUCCGGGCCACGCAACAAUAUUACUGGCGCAGUCUACUUAAGGCAAAAGGUUCGCGGGCCACUGGAGAUACUGCUUGAACUGCGGGGAUUCUACGUACCAAGCGGCCAUUCUGACCAUUCUGUUCAUAUGCAUGGAUUCCACGUGCAUGAAUUUGGCGACUUUAGCGCCGGCUGUACGUCAUCCGGCGGCCACUACAACCCCGACGGUGGCGAUCACGGGGGUCACGAUUCAGAAAAAAGACAUGCCGGUGAUUGGGGAAACAUUUCUUGUAAUGACGCAGGGGAGGUACACAUGAACAUGACAGAUAAGUACUGCGACCUCUACGGACCCCACUCCAUCAUCGGCAGAGGCCUUGUGAUCCAUGAGACCGCAGACCACCUUGGGCGAGCACCAAUGGGCACCAAAAAGAAGGGCGGACAGACUGGAUAUGGAAACGCAUGCUGUACAAUCGCGAGGACUGGCACGCUGGACUGGGAAAUGCUGCUUAAACAUAAGCACUAGGAGUAGAAGACCAAGGUCCACGUUUGACAGGCCUUGGACCUAGAAUAACAUCCCUGAAGACAUAUUUGCAGCGUCAGUAGUCGUGUGUCGAUGCUAAUGGUAGAUGUGCCAGACGGUCAUUUU